Messenger RNA from Paramisgurnus dabryanus, 2437 nucleotides. RefSeq names its product junctional adhesion molecule 2b (gene jam2b). The record is from RefSeq and is a predicted model, not a curated record. Gene Ontology annotation, cellular component: protein complex involved in cell adhesion; cell surface; tight junction. Gene Ontology annotation, biological process: leukocyte cell-cell adhesion. NCBI's taxonomy places the organism in Eukaryota, Metazoa, Chordata, Actinopteri, Cypriniformes, Cobitidae.
AGAGAUGGAUUUUCACUGAUAAAACUCGAUAUUUGAUAGAAAAUAAACAUGAUCGAUCAUACUUAGCGGACGCGCGGAUGUAAACAAAGGAGGAUAUUGCUGGAUUUCUCACUAUUUUUCAUUGUUUUGGAUUAAAACGUGGGAUGCUUUUUGAAGAGUGGACCCUUACAUUGCAAUGUACGUUGAAUUGUCAGAAAUUAUCAGAACCAUAUGGCAAGACAUGUUUCUCUGCAGGUAUAUUUUGGUUCAUGUGAUUGACUGCAGGUAUUUCCGCUCAGAGCAUCUGCGCUGUGCCCGCGCAGUGUUACGACAGGAUCGCGCAGACGCGCACCCAUCUUCAAGAACUUUAGAAAAGUUCAUCAGUCUCCAUGAGCUUUUGGUUCAGACGGACAGCCUAAGGAUGACACUAACACGGAGAUUAACUUUACCUGCUCUUCUCAUGCUGAUCAACUUUCUUAUUUCAGCUUGUGUUACUGUGACAACCAGAAAGCCAAAAGUGGAGGUGCAUGAAAACACAAAUGCUGUACUCUUCUGUGAGUUCAGGACCGAGAGAGAAACCAACCCUCGUGUUGAAUGGAAGAAGAGGGGGAGAGAUGUAUCGUAUGUUUAUUUUGAUGGUGAAUUUACAGAUUCCUUUAAGGGCCGUGCAUCCAUUGAAGGGGCAACAGUGACCCUUCGUGGUGUUACACAGAACGACUCAGGAGUGUAUCAAUGUGAAGUCUCAGCCCGCCAUGACGAAAUCAAGUUGGGGGAGGUCAUUGUCACUCUUAGUGUGGUUGUGCCGCCACAUGCUCCAUCAUGUGAUGUCCCAGAGACGGUCAUGAGAGGUUCUUCUGCUGAACUGCGCUGUAAAGACAAGCUGAGUGUUCCUGACACUACCUACAGCUGGUAUAAAGACAACAAACCAUUGAGUACAGCUCAUCUCCCUGAAAUUAACUACAGCCUGGACCCCAAAACAGGGACUCUGAAAUUCAAGAGUGUGUCAAAAUCUGAUGAGGGACAGUAUCGAUGUGAAGCCUCCAGUGGGAUGGGGGCAUCUAAAAGCUGUGCAGGUCAACUUAUGAAGAUAACAGAAUUUGAGCUGAACCUGACAUUAGUUAUAGCUGUAGGACUAGGAGUCUUUUUCCUCCUCCUUUCAUGCAGUCUUGCCAUCUGUCUGUGCUGCAGACAUGAAUGCUGUUAUAGCUGUCAUCGCAAGAGUACAGGAGGAACAAAGCAAAAAUGGUUAUGUCUUUUCAGAGCUAAGCCCUACGACAACCAUCCAACAGAUCCCAAAUAUUACAGACACACGCAGUCUUUUGUGCUUUGAAGAGUGUGGAGACACGAACACGCACACUUGUGAUGACCGAGUUUACUACUGAAGUGCCUUGCUGACCCUCUAGUUUGAAACAAUAAAUGGAAACUGAAGUCUCUGAUAUAAUUUUAAAUGGUGUAGUUCUAGUAUAUCAAUACAUCUGAUGGUCUUACACUUUGAAUGCUAUAUUACAUCAAGUGUGCUUCUACAGUGCCCAAGGCAUAAGUAUCGAGGCAGAAAGACAAGGUUUGCUGUGGGGACAUGGAAUUUGUAAGAUGAAUAUGAGGCAAAAGUACAGAAUGUUACAUUUUAUGUUUAUAUGUGAACAAUAAAUGCAUCAGGACACAGUUAAUAACUUAACACUCGUGAGACAAGAGUUUUGAUAGAAGUAUUAAAAUACAAAAGUGUUGUUCCAUCGAGUUGGUAAAACAGGUGAAAAAUAAAAUGACAUUCUUUUGUCUCAUAUUCACCUUUUAAUGCUUAGAUAUUUCUUGACUUCACAACAAAAAGGGCUAAUUUUGCCUUUAUUGUCCCAAUACUUAUGGAGGGCACUAUGUGUGUUUCUGUUCUUUGGUCCAGUGUUCCAUUUUAUCUGAACAAUUCAUGAAAGACUCAAAGUUAGUUUCACCUAAUUCUAUUUUACUGUGAAAACUUCAUUUAUUUGAACCCUUGUAUGUCAUACCAAGAAAAUGCUAUUGAUAAAUGUUUUCAGAUGUUAACUUUUUUAAUCAAGCGAUUGAACAUGCAACUACAAAAUUGGUGAUCAAAUUGAUUUGUAAGGUAACAACACCGAACAGAUGUCUAAUAAGAUGUUUGGAUCGUAACUGAAUCAGUGUUUAGAAAUUAAAUGAAAACAUCAUGACUUGAUGUUCAUCCCAGGUGAAAAAGUAGUACACCUCCAUAGUGAACUUAAAGUGCUUUAUUUUCGCACACUAAUUUUGUACUUAAUAUACAAAAAAUUAAUCUUUACUUCUUAAGAUGUUCUUAAGAUUAUCUAAGUGUACUUCACUCUGCUAUUUUGAGACACUGUGAAUAUGACCUAAAAUGUACUUUUAACGUAAUAUCUCUGUAUUAAAAAAAUGUAUUUAGUUAACACUUGUAUUAAACUUGAACUCAACUUUCAUACAAAGAUGGGUUCAGGUU